Messenger RNA from Aspergillus steynii IBT 23096, 1955 nucleotides. Its product is annotated as putative COP9 signalosome subunit 2 (CsnB). Gene Ontology annotation, cellular component: COP9 signalosome. Lineage: Eukaryota; Fungi; Ascomycota; Eurotiomycetes; Eurotiales; Aspergillaceae. The record is from RefSeq and is a predicted model, not a curated record. The transcript is spliced from 4 exons. Gene Ontology annotation, biological process: protein deneddylation. The coding region runs from base 313 to 1827 and encodes 504 amino acids.
AACAAUAGCAGCACCGAGCAGUGAAUCCAUCCACGUAAAGCCCCCUGUCAGGUCGCCCUGGACGGUCGGACCCAUCGGUCGUGGCAGGCAAGCGGGGAAAGUAAGUCGGGAGCCUCCGAUAGGCGCGGGAGCUUCUGCUGCGACUUAUCGACCUUCCCUCCUGUACGGCGUCUCGCCUGCCUCCAUCUGUCGACCACUGUCCCCCCGACUCGCCACUAUUCUUACCUGCACCGAGGAUCUGGAAUCCCUCGUUACCGCUAGAUAAUCGACACAGCCCGAUACCCGCGAGAAAAGUCUUCCGCAACCCCCACAAUGUCGGACGAUGACGAUUUCAUGCAAGACUCCGGUGACGAGGAGUACGACUUCGAGUACGAAGAUGCGGACGACGACGAGUCCGGCGACGUUGGGAUCGAAAACAAAUACUACAAUGCCAAACAAAUAAAGAUAGACUCCCCGGAGGAGGCGAUCGUGGAGUUUCUAGGGGUACCGCCGCUAGAGGAGGAGAAAGGCGACUGGGGAUUCAAAGGUCUCAAACAAGCCAUCAAAUUGGAAUUCAAACUCGGGCGGUACAGCGAUGCUGUCGAACACUACAGGGAACUGCUUACCUACGUCAAGUCGGCCGUUACGCGGAAUUACUCCGAAAAGUCCAUCAACAACAUGCUCGACUACAUCGAGAAAGGCUCGGACGACGACAAAGCCUACCAGUGCAUGGAAGAGUUCUAUUCGUUGACCCUCCACUCGUUCCAGAACACGAAUAACGAGCGCCUAUGGUUAAAAACAAACAUCAAACUCGCCCGCCUCUGGCUGGAGCGCAAGGAAUACGGCCAACUGAGUAAGAAGGUGCGGGAAUUACAUCGAGCAUGUCAACGCGAAGACGGAUCGGACGACCCGAGUAAGGGCACUUACCUGCUGGAGCUAUAUGCGCUCGAGAUUCAAAUGUAUGCGGAGACGAAGAACAACAAACGGCUGAAGGCUCUGUACCAGCGUGCGCUUCGCGUGCGGUCCGCCGUGCCGCACCCCAAGAUCAUGGGGAUCAUCCGAGAGUGUGGAGGCAAAAUGCACAUGAGCGAGGAGAACUGGGAGGAGGCGCAGAGUGACUUUUUCGAAUCAUUCCGCAAUUACGACGAGGCGGGUUCGAUGCAACGGAUCCAGGUGCUCAAGUACCUCGUGCUGACCACCAUGCUGAUGAAAUCGGACAUCAACCCGUUUUACUCGCAAGAGACCAAGCCCUAUAAGAGCGACCCGCGUAUCUCCGCCAUGACUGACCUGGUCGACGCCUUCCAACGAGACGACAUCCACGCCUACGAAGCCAUCCUUAGCAAAAACCCCGACGUGCUAGCGGACCCAUUCAUUGCGGAGAACAUCGACGAAGUGAGCCGGAACAUGCGAACCAAGGCCGUCCUCAAACUCAUCGCGCCAUACACCCGGUUUUCGCUCAGCUUCAUUUCCAAGCACAUCAAAAUCUCGGUGCCCGAAGUCCAGGAUAUCCUUAGCUUCCUAAUCCUUGACAAGAAGCUCAACGCCAAAAUCGACCAAGAGAGUGGAACCGUGGUAGUGGAGAGUACUAGCGACGUGGAUCGACUACGAUCUCUGGAGGAGUGGAACGCAUCGCUUCGGACCCUCUGGCGCGCCACCCUAGACGACGGGGAAGGAUUCAAGAGCGACGAGGCGUCGCAGCUCCACGGAUUGAGAGGCGGACCGACCUUCCCGUCGGGCUUCGGUGAUGAUAUGCCUGCAGGGGGCGGACGUGCUGGCAGUCAUCGAUUACGGAGUACCGGCUGGAAGGGUAAAGGGGCCGCGAAGGCAGUAGGACCCCGGGGGUUUUAAUUUUAGAGUGAAUGGGGAAAAAAUAAGGAACGGGGAAGGCGGAAGAGAGAAGGUUGAGAGAGAGGGGCGGACGGGCGACGAGAGAAAAUCGACCGGAUAUAAUCCUUGUUAAGCUGCAGAGCGGAACA